Molecule: messenger RNA, 474 nt
Organism: Oryza brachyantha (malo sina)
Lineage: Eukaryota; Viridiplantae; Streptophyta; Magnoliopsida; Poales; Poaceae
Product: two-component response regulator ORR5
Exons: 5
Coding region: 70-474 (134 amino acids)
Biological process (GO): cytokinin-activated signaling pathway; phosphorelay signal transduction system
Source: RefSeq, a predicted model, not a curated record
CACACCGAAUCCCUAAAGCCUUUUUCGCUCCCUUUGAGUUUUGCCCGAGAGAGAGAGAGAGAUCCGACCAUGGCGACCUGCAGGAGCCGCGGCGUCGAGAGGGGCGGCGCGCCGCACGUCCUCGCGGUGGACGACAGCUCCGUGGACCGCGCGGUCAUCUCCGGCAUCCUCCGCAGCUCUCAGUUCCGCGUGACGGCUGUGGAUAGCGGGAAGAGGGCUUUGGAGCUGCUAGGCUCGGAGCCGAACGUGAGCAUGAUUAUCACUGACUACUGGAUGCCGGAGAUGACCGGGUAUGAGCUCCUCAAGAAGGUCAAGGAGUCAUCCAGGCUGAAGGAGAUCCCCGUUGUGAUCAUGUCUUCGGAGAACGUUCCCACGAGGAUCAACAGGUGCUUGGAGGAAGGAGCAGAGGAUUUCUUGCUGAAGCCCGUGCAGCCGUCCGACGUGUCGCGGCUGUGCAGCCGCGUCCUCCGGUGA